AUGAUGUUUAUGGUUGGGAAUUUAGAUGCCGGUCACGCAAAUGUUGCACAGCAGGAGCAGCUAGCAAAUCAAUGCAAAUGGGAAAUAUUGAAUAAUUCUACCGGCGAGCGUGUUACCGCAGCAGAGAAGCGAAGAGGAGGCGAUGCAUUUAAAUUUGUGUGUACAAUAUUUGCGCCAUUUGCUGGCACUCGUUCCGUACUUGCGGCAAUUGAACGAGCAGCGAACAUCGGCUUUAAGGAACGUGAUUUCGAUAAAAUUCAUGAACUUACGUUAGAAUGUAAUAGCACGAGUAACAACACCGCAGAUUUGUUACAUUUUCACGCGAAUAAUAACAUUAACGCCGUCGAUAAUAGUGCCGAAGUCGUCGAUAUUGCCUUCGAAAGCAUCGGUAAACGACUACCCAAUUUGCGGGAAAUCCAUUUUACGCGAUGUCAGGUGAAACGAUUGCCCGAUUUGAUGUUUCACGGGUACUUUAGGGAGACAUUAACUACCCUAACUAUUCAAUCUGACGCCUCAAAAAGUUCCCAAACGACAAAUUUAGAACUCUAUAGCGGCACAUUCAAAGGAUUAGAUCGAUUGCGACAUUUAAAUCUGGCCUAUAACAACAUCUGGAGCGUACCUUCAUAUAUUUUCUGUAUGACGCCAUCGCUUGAACACUUGAAUUUAUCACACAAUAGUCUCACGGAACUCACACAACUCGAAUUUGGUACAAACUCUAAUUGUACUCAUCAGUUAAAAAUGUUGGAUGUGUCGUUUAACAAAAUAAUCUACAUCGCGUCGAAUGAUUUAACGUCCCUAACUCAUUUAAAGACGUUUUUUGCUUCGAAUAAUGCUCUUCACGAAAUCUACGAGCACGGAUUAUCGGGACUUGCAGAGUUAGAGACUUUAGAUUUGACUCAUAAUCGAUUAGUAGCCUUGCCAGCUGCUCUGUUCAAAAAUUGUUGUCGAAAUUUGAGGACUUUACGUUUAAGAAAUAAUUCGUUAUCUGUAUUGACCCCGAGUAUUUUCGACGCUUUGCUUGGUUUGGAUGAAUUGGAUUUGAGUUUUAAUUAUUUUACGACGACUUGGAUCAAUGGAUUCAUUUUUGCUCGUUUAACCGAGCUUCGGGUAAUGCUUUUGGCGAAUAACUCCCUUCAGCGGAUUGAUGAGUUUUUGUUUUAUGACCUGAAAAAGUUGGAAACGCUUGAGCUGCAGAAUAAUGAGAUAAAUGUCGUUCAUGAAAAGGCAUUUCAACAUACAACAGCUUUGAAAUAUUUGAAUUUUGGCUUUAAUCGACUGCGAUCUUUGAAUGGUAUGGGAUUCCCGAAUGGAAGUGCCUUAUUGCAAGUGUCGUUUUCGUCGAAUAGCAUUACCAAUGUCGAUCAAAAGUUCUUUCGGGAGCUGAAAAAUUUGGAAGAUUUGAAUUUGUCGAAUAAUUUGCUCACGGAAUUACCUUCGGGUUUGGGAUUUUUGACACAAUUGAAGUCGCUUGAUUUAGGUAAGAAUAAUAUUCACACGUUAGAUGGCAAAAAAUUCAUCGGAUUGGAGAGAUUACUCGGCUUGCGGAUGGUUGACAAUUAUUUAACGAAUUUGUCGCAUUCUGCCUUGCAGCAUUUACCGUCGUUGCAAAUACUGAAUUUGGCUUCGAACCAUCUCAAACACAUCGAUAAGCAAACAUUUCUUCGCAACACGCAAAUUCACGUGAUACGCCUGAACAAUAAUCGAUUAGAAGUGCUCCCAUCCGGCAUUUUUCGGCACUUGCGUAUGCUGAUGUGGCUCGAUAUCGGUUUUAAUCAUCUUACCGAAUACAAUUUUCACCAAAAUGCUCCCCCCACGCUGCAAGAACUCAAUUUGCAGAGUAAUCGUCUCACACAUGUGCAUGCGUUCGUGCAUUUACCGAAGAAUUUGAUAAUUAAUUUAAAGGAUAAUAGAUUGGAAAGAAUCGAACGGAAUGCCGUACGCAUAACGAAUGAGACGAACGAGGUACGUGACACGGGCGGAGAGAAAAUUAAAUUAUAUCUUCAGGGCAAUCCUUUGAUAUGUGACUGCCAUACGCAAUGGUUGCGCGAUGCAAAUUAUGACAUAACGACACCGCAAAUUCUCGACAUCCAAAAUGUCUCGUGCAUCAUAAAGCGUCAACUGCGACAACGAGAGGAGAAUUUAAUGUCCAUCGUGGAUCGGUAUCACACGAAAUUCCUUUGCGAAUAUGCCUCGCAUUGCACCCGGCAAUGUUAUUGUUGUGAAUUUGAUGCUUGUGAUUGUAAAUUUACCUGCCCUCCGCGCUGCGAAUGCUUUCACGACGAGCUGUGGCAACUUAACAUCGUCGAUUGUGGUCGCGCCGAGUAUUUCGAUGUCCCGAAACACCUUCCCAUGGAUGCUACUGACAUCUAUCUCGAUGGCAACGACAUGGGAAUGUUAGGCGAACAUCUUUUCAUCGGAAAAAAGAACUUGGAAGUACUUUUCUUGAACACAUCUCAAAUCACAGGCAUCAAUAAUCGAACAUUUGUGGGCGCAAACAAGCUGAAAAAACUCUAUUUACAAAAUAAUUUCAUUAAAACCAUUGAAAAUGCGAUGUUUGAAACUCUCGAACACUUACGUGAGCUCUAUCUCGAGAGCAAUUUAAUAGAAUCCAUACCCGAUGAACGAAUUUUCCUGAAUCACUCACAUCUCCGUAUCAUUAAUCUCAGUAGUAAUCAAUUAAAACGCCUGGAUUUCAUAAAUCGUCUUCCUCCGUCGACUAUUUUGGCAUCUGCCUUCUUCAAGGAUAAUCCGUACGAUUGUACGACCUGCGUUGAUACAAGUUCAAGCCAUACCGAUAUCCGUCGCAUAAUUAAGUUACUCCGCAAAAUUUGUCCGAUGACGAAAUGUGAGUAUAUAUUACCGCCAACUAAUUUAUUAUUACCAUCGUCGUCGUCGUCGUCGCAGCAUACUGAGAUGCAAAUAACCUCUACGGACGUGUUCAAACGGGAGUAUUUGCAGUUGUGGGCAGGGAUAUUGGUUGCCAUCAUCGGGACAACGUUCUUGUUGGCUCUUGCAUGCAAUUUUCGGGCAAAUGUCGUCCUUUAUUUGUACAAAAGACACAAAAUACGGGUUUAUGCGGACCCUACUGUACGCUUAGAUGUGCACAAAAGCUGCGAUGCGACAAUUUUAUUCAAUACGCGUGACUCGGAAUUCAUUUAUCGCAUUCUCAGUGUUCAACUUGAAAAUCGGGGCUUCGAUUUGGAGUAUCAAAAUAAUGUUUUGGGACCGGCGGAAAACGAUAUUCAAGUUAUUGACACAUUUGUAGCGUGUGCAGAGACAAGUAGACGUAUUAUCCUCAUCUUAUCCGCGAAUUUCCUCAAUACCGAAUAUCGGAACAAGACAUUCCAAACUGCCUUAAAAAAUUAUUUGUACAGACUUGAUGUGCGUUUACGUCCUUAUCGCUUAAUUUUAGUGCUUUCCGUCCCCUUGGAGAUUCUCCUUGUCGACCCCGUGCUCGAAGAGAUGAUUCGAACUUGUACAGUUUUGUUUUGGGGUGAGACCCAAUUUUGGGAAAAACUGAAUUUUGCAAUGCCUGAUGCCACAGGAAGAAUUGGGAGAACUCACAAAUCGCCUGUGUCGCGGAAAAUGUUGAUGCAAGUCUCGAACAAUGGGACACCAACCACAAUGACAAAAGCGAAAAAUGCAAUAACCAACACAACGACAGUCGAUAUUAUGCCACAAAUGAUGCCGAAAACAACAAAUGCAGCGCCGCCCGAUAAUGAGACCGACGAUAAUUUAUCAUUUUCAGGAUUAUCUCAGACGCAAUCGUAUAAAUUUUAUAAUGCACAAACGUACGUGAACAAGGCAACGGGACACAUUUACACGACAAUAGAUUCGGCAGCGACGGAAUCACAAGUAAUUAAAGCAAAUAAUAUCUCCGAUAUGACAAGUAAUAAUAAUGGAUUGGAAGUUGCUGCCUCGAACAAAGGCAGUAACGGUGCAACUUGCAUCAGAGAUAUCGCAAUGAAUGGCAAAGCUUAUUAUGUCUAA
Culicoides brevitarsis is the source of this 3990-nucleotide messenger RNA. RefSeq names its product toll-like receptor Tollo. The record is from RefSeq and is a predicted model, not a curated record. Gene Ontology annotation, biological process: signal transduction. Gene Ontology annotation, cellular component: extracellular matrix. Gene Ontology annotation, molecular function: protein binding. The coding region runs from base 1 to 3990 and encodes 1329 amino acids. The transcript has a single exon. NCBI's taxonomy places the organism in Eukaryota, Metazoa, Arthropoda, Insecta, Diptera, Ceratopogonidae.